This is a messenger RNA of Xiphophorus maculatus (southern platyfish), 2062 nucleotides long. It is a transcript of the gene rlbp1b, whose product is annotated as retinaldehyde binding protein 1. Bases 476 to 1399 code for a protein of 307 amino acids. The transcript has 7 exons. Gene Ontology annotation, molecular function: phosphatidylinositol bisphosphate binding. Lineage: Eukaryota; Metazoa; Chordata; Actinopteri; Cyprinodontiformes; Poeciliidae. Gene Ontology annotation, cellular component: membrane. The record is from RefSeq and is a predicted model, not a curated record.
GCUGUAGAUGUCAGGCAGAAAUGCAAAACCUUUCCCUCUAAUCUUUCAAUUCCAGAGAAGAGCGUCAUUCAUCUUUGUUGGAAAAGUUUCAUCGGCAGCUUUCAGUCAUUCCUACAAGCUUUUCAGCGUUAAAUCGUUUACAAAAAUAUAUUUUUUAAAAACUUUCGAUAAAUGUAGUACUGAGAUGUUGGCAAACCAAAAAAACAAAACAAAACAAAACAAAAAAAAAAACCAACUAUAUUUAUGUCCACCGAGUUCAGCGUUAACCUGAAAAGGCCUGAAACCUCCGGACAAAUCCUCCAGAAAUAGGCGAGCGCCAAAUAUAGCUCAGUCAGGUUACCCUGAGAGCCGGGAGGAUGGAAGAAAGGGGAUUAAUACGGAAGCACAGAGUGUUGAUUGUUCUCUCAUUUACAGGAAUUCACUAAAUCCCUGGUUUUCUGCAGGACGUGCAAAGCCGAUCGGAAGAGCAGGAAGCAUGGCUGUAGUCAGUGGAACUUACCGCAUGGUGUCGGAGGAGGAGCAGGCGCUCAGGGCCAAGCUGGAGCAUCUCACCAUCAAGGACCACGGCCCCGUGUUUGGACCCUGCGCCAGCCUGCCAGACCACACCAGGCAGAAGGCCAAAGAUGAGCUGAACGAGACGGAUGAGAAGCGCGUGUCGGCAGCGAAGGAGCUCCGAGGUAUCAUUAAGGAGAAGGCGGAGGCCGGAGAUGACCUGGCCAAGGGGGUGCAGGACACCUUUGGGGAGAAACCAGACAGUCUGCUGGUCCGCUUUAUCCGCGCCAGGAAGUACGACGUGCCCAGAGCCUUUGACCUCAUGAAGGGAUAUGUCCGCUUCCGGAAGGAUUACCCCGAGCUGUUUGAGAACUUGACCCCAGAGGCCGUGCGCAGCACCAUCGAGGCCGGCUACCCCGGCAUCCUCCACAGCAGAGACAAAUACGGACGCGUGGUUCUGCUGUUCAACAUCGAGAACUGGGACUACGAGGAGAUCACCUUUGACGAGAUUCUGCGCGCCUACUGCGUGAUCCUUGAGAAGCUGCUGGAGAACGAGGAGACUCAGAUCAACGGCUUCUGCAUCAUUGAAAACUUCAAGGGCUUCACCAUGCAGCAGGCGUCAGGGAUCAAACCCACCGAGCUCAAGAAGAUGGUGGACAUGUUGCAGGACUCCUUCCCAGCCCGUUUCAAGGCCGUGCACUUCAUCCACCAGCCCUGGUACUUCACCACCACUUACAACGUGGUGAAGCCCCUCAUGAAGAGCAAGCUGCUAGAGAGAGUGUUCGUUCACGGAGACGAGCUGGAAAACUACUACAAGGAGUUUGACCCCGAAAUUCUUCCGUCCGAGUUUGACGGAAAAGGUUCCAAGUACGACGGCAAGGCCACGGCGAGCAAGCUGUUCGACUAGUCGUCGUAGAAACCUGUCGCCCAGCAGUCUGACAGCUGUAAUGCAGUGGAGAAAAAAAUGUAACAGAAUAAUCCAGCUGUGUGGAUGUAGGAAGAAUAGUUAUGAAUGAAACAUAGGAAAGUGUGUGAAAGGCUGACGAAGAAUCCGUUUUCCAGAUGUUCUGACAAAACCCAGUCCUACAGAAAGGGGGCGGUACCAAGCUUAAACCUUAGCUUUCUCUAACUCAUGAAUUUUGAGCAGAAAUUACAAAUGGUUUUGUAAUUUAACAAAUCUUUUACCCAAAACAGAUGGCAAUUUAAAUUCACACGGAAACCUGAUUGGAAAAUGAAUAUUUCUUUCUGCAUUAAAAGAGAAAAUGUUGUCCACUUCCCACUGAUUUCCCAACACAACAUCUUAGAAGCUGAAAAAGAAAGUCCCAUCAGGGAUGAUAUUUCAAACACCAUCGUUAUGGCUGAAUCGCCGUGGCAACUGGGUAUAUUUUAAACAGAUUUCAGGAGUUUUAAUGUUGUUUUACACACCAGAUGAUGAGACUCAAAGUAUGACAUGUCUGUCAUUUUUUUCUUUAGAUUCACUUUCAGAAUAAAAGCAAGUUUUACCCGACACACCACCUUGUACUCCAGCAACAAUGUCAAUAAAUGUACAAUAAACUGUAUAUAAAUAUAA